Messenger RNA from Coccinella septempunctata (seven-spotted ladybird), 1090 nucleotides. RefSeq names its product enoyl-CoA hydratase, mitochondrial (gene Echs1). Gene Ontology annotation, molecular function: enoyl-CoA hydratase activity. Gene Ontology annotation, biological process: fatty acid beta-oxidation. Gene Ontology annotation, cellular component: mitochondrion. NCBI's taxonomy places the organism in Eukaryota, Metazoa, Arthropoda, Insecta, Coleoptera, Coccinellidae. The record is from RefSeq and is a predicted model, not a curated record. The coding region runs from base 133 to 1014 and encodes 293 amino acids. The transcript is spliced from 4 exons.
UUUAAUAAAAUACUUGAAUUUGUUAUCAGUUUACUUAGGGCAUUCAAGUUGUGAAUAGGUUCUAAUUGCAGAAACCUAUUCUAUUUUGAUAAUCUUUGUUCCUUUCCUAGAAAGUUAUCGCAGGUACCCAAAAUGGCAUCUAAAUCUCUUCUGAAACUCAUUACUUCUUCAAAUAAACUGAUUCUCAGUAAAAAUGUGUACGGUUCAAUGAAAUUGUAUUCUUCGAUAGCAGCAAAUUACGAAAACAUCAAAGUAGAGAAAGCUGGAGCCAAGAACAAUGUAGGAAUAAUCACCCUGAACAGACCUAAAGCAUUGAAUGCCCUUUGUGACAAACUUAUGACUGAGGUUGCUCAGGCUUUAGAUACUUUCGAAGCUGAUAAAGAUGUUGGUGCUAUUAUUAUAACUGGAAGUGAAAAAGCAUUUGCUGCUGGAGCAGACAUCAAAGAAAUGGAGUCCUACACUUACUCCAAAUGUGUUAGUGGUAACUUCUUGGAACAAUGGAACAGGGUCGCUAAAACCGUUAAACCAGUUAUCGCCGCAGUAAACGGCUAUGCUCUUGGUGGGGGUUGCGAAUUAGCCAUGAUGUGUGAUAUAAUUUAUGCUGGGGAAAAAGCUAAAUUUGGCCAACCUGAAAUACUCCUGGGAACCAUCCCCGGCGCUGGUGGUACCCAAAGAUUACCAAGAGCUGUUGGUAAAUCAAAGGCGAUGGAAAUGGUCCUUACUGGAAACCAAAUAACCGCCCAAGAAGCAGAAAAAAUGGGACUUAUAAGCAAAGUUUUCCCCCCUGAGAAACUUUUGGAAGAAACGAUAAAGCUAGGAGAAAAAAUCGCCUCCAACUCCCAGCUGAUCAACGGACUAUGUAAAGAAGCUGUAAACACAGCAUUUGAAACUACUUUGAAAGAAGGUCUGCACUUUGAGAAGCGAACGUUCCAUGGUACUUUUGCUACUCAUGAUCGUAAAGAAGGAAUGAAUGCAUUUGUCAAUAAGAGGCCAGCUAACUUCAAAAACGAAUGAGGAAUACUCUCCACCUUAUGAAACUAUAAAGAAUUAUUUUUAAAAAUUCGUGUUACAAAAUAUAAAUUUUCUACUA